Drosophila biarmipes is the source of this 3894-nucleotide messenger RNA. Its product is annotated as slit homolog 1 protein. The coding region runs from base 755 to 2239 and encodes 494 amino acids. Gene Ontology annotation, molecular function: protein binding. The record is from RefSeq and is a predicted model, not a curated record. The transcript is spliced from 8 exons. NCBI's taxonomy places the organism in Eukaryota, Metazoa, Arthropoda, Insecta, Diptera, Drosophilidae.
CCGCAGUCGUCGGGUUUGCCAACCAAACGUGCUUCAUUUUCCAUCGACCAACGCUUCGAACCGUUUCAAAUAUUUUCCGAUUCUGGACUCAGGAUUCAGGACUCGGGGCUGCCAGUGGGAAUCCGCAGAGAAUGCAACGCGACUGCUAUUGAGGUGUACCGAGGGCCAAGAGCAGGCACAGAACCAAAGCCUCAGACGGACCCGGGCUGGCCAUCUUUCGUGGAUGUAGCGGAGCACAGUGGGAGCCAUCGAUACACGGGCAGCGAGGACCAAGGGGACAAGGAGCGUUCGAGGACUGUUGAAAUACAAACAAACGGGCCAUUCAACAACCUCUCGUAGCCGUAUCGAUUUUCCGCUACCUCGUAUACACACACACUAACCCAGUUGGCACUCCACUGGCCAUUACGCAUACGCCCCAUAGCCACCCCAAGAAGCAGAGAGCGUGCGGCGGCUCGACUCCAGCUGCUCCACGCAGGGCCACAGGACCAGGAGAAAUUGAGAGCGCCAGAGCCUGGCGGAUUUGUUGCAUCUCGGUGGAGCGGAGGCAUGUUUCAUUUGGCACUCGCCAGCCGCGGACGGACAACCCACUUAGGGCUACGGCAAUAGCCAUUGUAGAUAGCACUCACCAGCAUCGGAAAUCGCGACCAGUCACGACUUUUUUCCGCUGCAAACCCACAACCGCGGGACAUCCUUCACGCGCAUAAGAGCCCGCCCCAUCCUCCAGGAAUAUCGCAACCACCAGCAGGUGUUCAGCAUGGCGAGACUUCAGCUGCAGCCAGGACUCACGGCGGGGGCGGUGGCGGUGCUGCUAGUGACGAUGGGCCAGGUGCUUGGCCAGGGGCUGCCGCAGGCCCAGGUGUGCCCCGAGCAGAGCGAGAUCGCGCCCUGCAUCUGCACGGUGAAGAAGAACGGGCUGGACAUCCUGUGCGAGACCACCGACCUGGUGCACAUCACCAAGUCGAUGGGCACGCUGAAGGGCAAGAGCCCCAUCAUCUUCUACCUGAAGCUGCGCCACAACAACCUGCCCAAGCUGCAGGGCUUCGUCUUCCUGGCCCUGGACAUCCGCCACCUGACCAUCCACAACAGCAGCCUGGCGGCCAUUGAGGAGAACGCCCUUAGCUCGCUGGGUGAGGGUCUCACCCAGCUGGAUGUCUCCCUGAACCAAAUGAAGACGGUGCCCUCGCAGGCUCUGGGGCACCUGUUCCACCUGUUGAUCCUCAAUCUGAACCACAACAAAAUCACAGUGAUUCACAACAAUGCCUUCGAGGGACUGGAGACCCUGGAGAUUCUGACGCUCUACGAGAAUAAGAUCACGCAGAUCGAACCCGAGGCAUUUCGAGGACUCGAGGACCAUAUCAAGCGCCUUAAUCUGGGUGGCAACGAUUUGAGCAGUGUCCCGCAGAAGGCUCUUUCCAUUUUGGCUACUCUGAAAAAACUGGAGAUCCAGGAGAACAAGAUACGCGCCAUCAGCGAAGGCGAUUUCGAAGGCUUACAGAGCUUGGACUCUUUGAUAUUGGCCCACAACAUGAUCACCACCGUGCCUGCCAAUGUAUUCAGCCACCUUACCCAGCUGAACUCCUUGGAGCUGGAGGGCAACAAGAUCAGUACGAUUGACAAGGAUGCUUUCAAGGGCCUUGAGGAGAACCUACAAUAUCUGCGCCUGGGGGACAACCAAAUCCACACUGUUCCCAGUGAGGCACUGCGUCCGUUGCACCGCCUUCGACACUUGGACUUGCGCAAUAACAACAUCAAUGUCUUGGCCGAGGAUGCCUUCACUGGAUUCGGAGACUCCCUUACGUUCCUCAACCUGCAGAAGAAUGACAUCAAGGUUCUCCCCAGUCUUCUGUUCGAGAAUCUCAACUCCCUGGAGACGCUGAACCUGCAGAACAACAAGCUGCAGCGCAUUCCGCAGGACAUAAUGGAGCCGGUCAUCGACACCCUCCGGAUCAUCGAUAUCACGGACAACCCGCUGAACUGCUCCUGCGAGCUGACCUGGUUCCCCAAGCUGCUGGAGGACCUGAAGAACAAGGACGACGAAAUGUCGCAGAAGAAGAAGCCCCUGUGUCACAUGUCGCUGGACAACCGCGAGUACUUCGUGCAGGCCAUGCCCACCGAGAAGAUGCACUGCGCCGGCCUCAAUGUGAGUCCCUCGCCCACCAGCGGCGGUCUGAUGCGGAUCCUGCAAGUGAACAUCCUGGCCCAGAUCGCCGUGUGUAGCGUGGCCUUUCUGACCGUCUAAACUGAAGCCGCAUCUGUCCAGCUAGACGCGAUGUUCUAUGUGGGUCAGUUUCAGCUUCAGUUUCAGUUCCACCCCCAGACCCAGCCUCAGACUCGGAGCAGUGAUCAGUGAUAGUAAUAGUGCGGUCGCCCCAGUUCCAUUCGGUUUGAUUCGGUUUGAUUCGGAUCGCAGCGUAAAGCAACAUAAAGACCCCUAAAAGCCAAGCGCAGUAGCCAUCCCAGACCCAAGAUCACAGACCUUUCGUUCGUCUACAAACCAUUUCUGUGUUGUUGUAUUGUAUGUUUUCUUAUAGAUCAUAGAGAGUCCGUGAAUUAUGCAACUCUGCCAAUAAUUAGGCUCAGAAAGCACGCUUUUUGACCAGCAGCAAGUCGCAGCAGCCGCAGCGCAGCGAGAGCAUGUCUCCCAACCACCUUGUUGAAUUGAAGCACCUCCAGAGGCAACACCAUCGUCCAACCCACUCCACUCCAGACAUGCACAGUAGCUCGACUCGAAGGGGAGUGCUGGUCUCGACCAGCACAAGGAGAUAUUCAAUUGUUACCGGACAUAGCUUAGAUGUAAGGCUUGAUUUAGGCACCAGUGCACCUGCAGAGGAAAACCAAACUGAAACCCAAACAUAUCAGAAUAUUGUUACGUUUAAGCGAGGGAUUGUGUUGUUAUUCGCGUUAGCCUGUAGGUCCGGAUACCCAUUUAUUGUGUGUAGUCUAUCGUCGUCUUGUCGUCGGUGUUGUGAGAUACAAUCAUUACUAACGCGUUUCGUAGUCCCCCACCUUCUGCACCCAACCAAUCCAACCCCAGAGCAAUCUAGCCUAGUCGAAUUCGACCCAUCCAAUCCUAACCAACUAUUGCCAGUGGUGGCUCCACCCUGGGUGCCAGAGGCAGGCGAAUCGGAGGGAAUCCCAAGAGAAUAUAAGGAAAUUCAUUUGCAUCAAUCACCAAGAACUGAUUAUGGAAUAAGUAGUUUGUACUCUUUAAUUGCCGUGAGCAAGGGGCAAGUACUCCCGACCCCAGUCCUAACUCCCUAAACCCCCCAAAAUCCCCCAAGCGCCUCACAAAAAUCGAGAAUUCAUAUCGUUAUACUGUUAUUAUAUCGUGACAUAUCAAGAGCUCCCAGUAGUAAGACACUCGGACGGCUCUACACUGCUAAGAUAGUGACAUUUUAUAGAAUUUACUUACAUUUUUGAGGCAUCUGACGAGUUUGAUAUUUAUGCAAGAAGCGAAUUAAGCGAAUGUAUAUGCGAGUGGAAUUUUUGGAGAUUUUAUACAUAUACUUUUAUACACACAUACAUACGUACCUUUUCAAUUAUGUCUGUGCAAACUAAGUUGUAAUUCGAUUAGCUAUUAACACCGACACCCCAUCCGGCCGCAUCCCUUCCCACUCCCACCACCCAACCGACCGGUGGCUUGGGUCAGUAGCCACACACUGGAGGGCGGUGGCGCGGGAGGAGCGAUUGCGGACCCGAAAAUAUUUUGAAGAGAGUGCGCCGCACCACCGAUUCGGGUCAGUUUCCUUGGGCCAGAGCUCUUCUCUUCAAAAUAUUGCUAAAACAGUCCCAUCGAAAGCUGGGCUUGCAUAACGUCUCCGUGGGAACAAUAGUUCCCCCGUGGGACAUCAAUGAAUCUAACUAAUAAAGAAUCCAUGUUGGUUACAAGUGCAA